Molecule: messenger RNA, 836 nt
Organism: Suricata suricatta (meerkat)
Lineage: Eukaryota; Metazoa; Chordata; Mammalia; Carnivora; Herpestidae
Gene: CISD1
Product: CDGSH iron sulfur domain 1
Exons: 3
Coding region: 191-511 (106 amino acids)
Biological process (GO): regulation of autophagy
Cellular component (GO): intracellular membrane-bounded organelle; mitochondrial outer membrane
Molecular function (GO): 2 iron, 2 sulfur cluster binding
Source: RefSeq, a predicted model, not a curated record
ACCAGUUCCGCGCAUGCUCAUCAUCAGCUACCGUGGCAAUACACACGUGCUUACGGCCAGCCGCGGGGCCUGCGUCGUAGCGGCCUGGAGUUGUUGCAUGUAGGACGUUUCUCGCACCUUGACUCCUGUCCUCCGUGAGAGCCUGUUUGUGAUUAGUGUCCUGUGCACACGCCUUGCGAGCGACGGCGCCAUGAGUCUGUCUUCCGGCAUACGAGUUGAAUGGAUCGCAGCAGUUACUAUUGCUGCUGGUACAGCUGCAAUUGGUUAUCUAGCUUACAAAAGAUUUUAUGUUAAAGAUCAUCGCAACAAAUCUAUGGUAAACCUUCACAUCCAGAAAGACAACCCCAAGAUAGUACAUGCUUUUGACAUGGAGGAUUUGGGAGAUAAAGCUGUGUACUGCCGUUGUUGGAGGUCCAAAAAGUUCCCAUUCUGCGAUGGAGCUCACACAAAACACAAUGAAGAGACUGGAGACAACGUGGGACCUCUGAUCAUUAAGAAAAAGGAAACUUAAAUGAACAGUUUUGAUGCUGCAAACCAACUAGUCAUGAUGUUACCUGAUUAUUUAAUUAGAAUGACUACCACUUCUGUCUAAUUCACUUCCCCUGGGUUCUAGAUGUGGUAUGUUGCAAACUGCAACUUUCAUAUUCAUGGCAUUUGCCUUACUUGUUGAACCAUCCUGGUGCACAUUUCUUUAAACAAAAAAAGGAAAAAGUUAAAACCAACCUUAUGGACUGUGGGUUAUUUUGGUCUUGUAAGGAUCCAUUUCUUUACAUUUAAAAUAAUAUUAGAAUAUAGUUGUAUGGUGAAGUUAACACAUUAAAUUAUUCUCAAAAUCA